AUGGUAGAUCCUACGGAGAAGAGUUUACACAAGAUUUUACACGAACUAACAUCUUCGUUUGCUUGCAAUGAACUUCGCAAUAUAUGCGCACCUGAUCCAACCGCUGGUGGAAGCCUACAAGAAGUAGCUGCAUGGUAUCUUGACGAAGCUGGUGUUCGUGAACAACUUCGUGCUGAAUUGACUAAUCUAGCCAAUAAUGCUACACUUGUUGGAGGAUUAUAUGGAGGUGAUAACAACUCACCACCUAAUAUACGGUUGCCGUCUGUUGGUGGUGGUGGUGGUGGUCAGUCGGGCGCCCAGCUUUCUGCAUCAGCUCCUCCAUCAGGCGUUAUGCAACAACGAUCAAACAAUUCACAUCGACCACAUCCCAACUCUUCAUCUUCAUUGGAUAAUAAUAAUAAUAACAAUAGUCGUGUUGUUAAUAAUAGAAAUCAAAGCGAUACUGACCAUACCUCCUCUCCUCCUCCUCCCAGUGAAGAAGUUGGUCUAGACUGGUUACUCAGAUAUCGUCGAUUAACAACAUCGCAUCAGAAUCUGUUUAUCGGCAGUACAACAUGUACAAAUCCUUAUACAACAUUCAAUGACUUCGACUUUGCAUCAUCAUCGUCUAGUAAUCAUGCCCCAGGAUCCUAUGAUGAAUCAUGUCUUCAUUCAGAAUCAUCGAUGUCCAACAACAACAACAACAGCAGUAAUCGUCUAUAUUAUUCCACUUCACCAUUUCACCUACUAUCCAAUUCAUUCGAUAUUGAUCCAAAUGUGCAUAGUAAUAAUAAUAAUUCCAAUGUCAAUACGACUAAUACUACUACUACUGCUACUGGUAGUAGUAGUAUGCAGUCAAGUGGAACACAGAUUGCUGCCAUGUUCGCUAAAGUACGCGAAUUAUUGGCUAAACGUGAUUCAAAUGCUCCGCGUUUGUUAAGUCUUAUCACAGAAGAAUUACUGAACUGUUCAAAACUGCCUCCUUUAAAAUCAAGACGAAAUAUCCGGAAUAGUGGAAUCAACAUGGCGAAUAGAUCACAAACAAUUCCUCCUGUAAUCCGUUUACCGCAUAGUCAACUGCUGCAAACAUCUGAUCGUAAUUACUCCAGUGAAAACUUAUCCAACUCCUCCUCCUCAGCACCAUCACCAUCAUCGAAUCAUAAUUCCUCUCAUUCAUUGUUCAGUCAACCUCCUCCAUGGACUGUUCGACUAUGGGAAGAAGUGUGCCUGCUAUGGACACUUGUACUCCUUAGUCCUGAUUGCAAUGCUGAAAUGAAAAAACAAUGGCGUUGUCGACUACAGAAUUGGUCACGUGUCAGUCGAAGUCCCUGUGAUGAUUGUUAUCUACUUCCUAAUCAUUAUUUUUCGUCUAUUCAUGAAUUAUCCGAAGUCAAUGAAGAUGGUCUGUGUCAAAAUCAGCAACAGCAGCCACCAACCUCUCGUGCCUAUCGUCGUACUUCAGUAUUCCGGCUGCCAAUAGAAGUCAGUUAUAUGUCAUGGGAUGAGGUCUGGUUAACGCAUUUAUUGUCUUUUAAUAAUAAUAACAAUAAUAAUAAUAUGAAGUCGGACAAAAAUGAAGAAGAGCUCAAUGAGACCAGCGUCAACCGUCAAUCUCACUAUUCAACAAAUAUUUCUUUGGAUGAUAAUAAUAAUAAUAAACAUUCACCUGGAGCAGGAGGCGCAGGCGGAGGAGGUGAAUGUCAUUGCCCUUAUUGUGAUCUUUCAGCCACUCUGACUGAACCAUUCCCCCUACUGUGUUUACGUGUCGCUGCAUUACGCAGUAAUGGUUAUCUAAGUCAAGCUUUACAACUUGCUGUAUUUAUUAGUCAGCGUUUAUUGCGGUCGGUUAAAGCGAAAACUGCAUUAGCCACGUCUACAUUAUUCAAUAUGGGUAUGCGUAGUCCUCCGCAAACAUUUUCUCCGCACAUGUCUUGGAGUAAUAAUAAUCACAACAGUAAUAACAAUAAUAGUAAUAAUAAUAAUAAUGGUAACAAUAAUAAUAAUAAUAAUAAUUAUCCGAAUGAUAUAUUAACAGCGCGUCGUACACUGUUCAAUACACCGCCUAAUAAUGGACAAGGAAUUCGAGUUGGCGGUGGAAUGCAUUCUAAUUCACGUUAUAUACCCUCAGCAUCACUCUCUCCUCCAAUUAAUGUGAAUCAUCAUUCACGUUCAAUUCCCCCACCUCCUCCCCCGCCUCUGCCUGCGCCUAGGCGUCUUGGUCUUUCACCGAAUUCAAAUCACAGUCCUGGUCCAUCAUGUUCUAAUCAUCAGCCUGUGAAUAAUAAUAAUAACUGUUGUUGGUCUAGUCAAUCCCCUUAUUUGUUUAAAUCACCUCCUCCCCCUCCCCCUUCUGCUCCUAGUACAUCUCAGCAAUAUUUAAAUCACUGUUCCCCGUCUGCAUCAGCACCAUCAGCAUCUUCAUCAUCAUCAUCAUCAUCAUCAGGAUCAUCACCAUUUUCUCCAGUUCCAUUUCAUAAUUCUUAUCAUCAUCAUCAACAACAACAACAACAAUCGUCGAAUACCAAUCAUGUCUACUAUUAUUAUAAUAAGCAGCAUAUGCCUUAUCCAAAUUCUUCGCUUUACCCCUAUGCUUCUUCUUGUUCAUUACCACCACCUAUGCAUAACUCAAACUGUGGUAGCAAUGGGAAUAGCACAGCAGCAGCAGCAGUGAUGCAUCCUGUUCACUAUAACCGCUCAUUAACUUCUCCUACUUCUCCUUGUCCUCCUCCUCCUCCUCCUGGGAACAGAUCUAUUCCUUCAAGACCGUUACUGUCGCCUCAUUCAAUGCCCAGUGGUGGUGGUGGUGGUGCUAGUGGUGAGACUGAUAUGAAUUGUGGUCUGAUUUCUUCAAAUUGUCCUUGUCAUGCUGAUAUCGGUUGGAUUGGUCUACCAGGUCGACCUGUGAUUUGUCUAGUUGAAUGCUUAUUGGAUGCAGCUGCUAUUGUCGUUGAAGCGGCGGCUAGUCAUCAUCAUCAUCAAACGCCUAUCGCUUUACCAUCAUCAUGGGGUCAUAUGGAAAAAGCAUCAUUCUACUUGUGUUUAGCAGUGAAAGUCAGUUUGUUAGCCUUAUUUCAACAACGACCUCCAGUUGGUUCAGUUAGUCGAUUGCUGGCAUGUCAACAUCAAGAGGCACGUUUAUUAACCCUGUUGAAUACAAUACCCAAGGAUGUGACAAUUGCAUUAGCAAUGUGUGAUAUUUUAUGCCAGUUGUUAGGUCCACCAAUAUCACCAUCACGUAUUCUAUGCAAACUGGAUCAUUCUCCUGUGGUGCGUUUAUGGUGGUGGUCUGCACUUGGCUUUCUUGUACAUCCGGACACUUAUCCAGUUCAUGCUGUCGCUGAAUUUGUGCUAAACUACCUUCUGGAUACACAGAGAUUGAAUCAGUUGACAUCAUUCACGACAUGUUGGUCAGGUUUUGCUAACGGAAACAACAACAUGUCAUCAGUACGCAUUGAUGAUAUGGUAUUCACAUUGGUUAUACGAGCUAUGCGGUUUUCCAUCCCUGAAAAUUAUAUGGAUAAUCCUGGAACUGGACCGGGUCUCAUGCGGAGUAACAGUUCACCACAGUUAUCAAUGGGAGGUGGUGUUAGUGGUGGUGGUGGGGGUCCUACUAAUGGCGGUAGUCAACGUACACAUUAUCAUCGUGGUGGUUGGGGGGAUCACUUCAAUAAUAAUAAUAAUAAUAAUAAUCUCGCUGGUUCUAGCAGUGCUGCUGCUGCUGCCGGUGGUAAUGUUGUUCUUCUUCCUGGUGUUGUUCGAAGUGGUUUAGACACUGCACUUGCUGUAAAUACUGACGAUGAUGAAGUCAAUGAUCAAGAGUUCCCCAGCAUGAGCAUGACUACUACUACCACUACUACUCCUAUCUCGAUAACAACAUCUACGUCAUCAUCUGUCGAUUCUAACAGCAAUUUCAUGAAUAAUCCUGUUCAUUUUGAUUAUCAUUAUCAAAGGUUUCCACAUCUACCGACUACUAAUCCUCUGUUACGUUGGGAACAUCACCAACAACAACAACAUCAACAACAACACCAAUCUGCUCCUGAUGGUGUUGGUGGUGGUGGUGGUGGUGAUCGCUUUGUUAUGACUGCGCCAAAAAUCUCCUCACCACCUUUACCAUCUGCUUUUGCUAUUUCUACACAAAAUUUUCUUAAAACUCUCAGUGGAAGUGUAAAUAUGAAUUCUUCCCCGAACAGCAGUAGUAGUGGUUGUAGAAAUCUUUGCCAUCAUCAACAUCAUCAUCAUCAUCCGGUUUAUAAUCUUCAAAAUGCUGUCGAUAAUCGAUGGUCAACACCGAUAAUAAUACCUUCAAUAGAUCAUCAUCAUCAUGAUGGUGGUGGUGAUUGUGGUGGGGGGGAGGUGACACCGUUUUCUGGGCUUGCACCACUUUUCACUAUCAUGAGAAAUAAUAUUCGAAUACGUAGGAAUCGAUUUUCAACAAUAAUAGAUGAUAGUCAAACAAUCAACGGGGGUGGCAAUGGCAAUGGUAUUGUAUCGCCGCAAAAUCAAAGUGCGGCACAAUGUCGUCGAUGCUUAGAUACACUGAAAAUUCGUCAGAGUCGAUUAGCUGUGGCGUUAAUUCGUGUCUCUAAAUCACUCGUGAAUCGAUUAGAUCAAAUUGUACAGAUCUGUGAUCAGAAUAUUCAUUCACCAGUUACACUGUUGGUUAUAUCUCAACAGGUUUUUGCAGAAGCAUUUGGCUGGAAGUUGAGAACACCAUUAGAUCGUAAAGCUGGUGCUAGUGACAAUAACUUGCAUGACAUUGCCUAUAAUGGAUGUCCUUGUAGUAGUACACAACCACCACUACACAAUCUGAUUUCAACAACGAAUUCAACAAAUCCUCCUUCUGCUCCUCCUGCUCCAUUCGAGGUGUUCUUCACUCGUGAUCGAAUUCACCUAUUGUGUACGGCAUUCCACUUGACACUGUUGGCUAUGAUUCGUACACUCAGUCGGUCAUUUCAUUGGCGUAGACAGGAAAUGUUGAAAUGGGCAGUCGCUAUCGCCUUACAUGUUGGUCCAUUUGCCUGUUUAUACCUGAUCAAUCAUUGGUCAUCGUAUGUGAACGCUAGAGAGGCUGUUAUUUGGCUUGCUCCAGCUAUACUUACUGCAAUGGGGAAUUUAAAUUCUAAGGUGUUGACGGUGGAUCCAUCGAAUCCUUCUUCUUCUUCUCCUUUUCUAGAGGAUGAUAUGUGUUUCGACCACUCGCUAUUCUGUGGUAGUUCAAAUUGCAAUGGUGGAUCCUCCUCGAAUAAUAAUAAUGCUGGUGGUGGUAAUAUUAUUAUGACUUCAUCACUUGAUGAUGAUAGAAACUGUUCAGCAUGGAAUCAUACAAUUUCAAUUUCGACAGCUGCUCAAUUACUCGGCACAGCUAUACCGUAUUCUAAGGCUUCACGUGAACAAAUUACAAAUGCUGUCCGACAUAUGGCUAUACAGGCUGCUGCUAAAGAUCCCGUCAGUUGUUCUUUGCCUGCAUUACAUUUUUCUGAAGAAGAUUCAUCUGCAUUUGAAACUGUUUAUCGUCUUGUAUUGGAUGCCGCAGAGGCUGGUAGUAUUGGACCUAUCCAGUUGUUCUCACUAGCACGUUAUAUGGAUAGUCAUGGAUGGGUAUGGAGAGCAUUUCCGUUAGCGCUACAUGCCACGCGUUUAUUUGUAUUGUCAUCAACUCAGGAAGGUCAUCCUGUUGCCAAUGAUGUUCUCUGGGCAUGUCUCCUAGGUCAUCGACUUGGUCCAGUUGCAUUACAAGAAAUAUUGAAAAAUGUUAUUCAUAAUAUACAUUGUCCAACUUUACUAACCGACAUUCUACACAGAUGUCGUACUAUCCCAUAUGGAAUGAAUUCAAUGCCUCCUCCUCCUCCUCCUCCGGUGAAUUCUAAUGUCAAUCACCAUCAUCAACAUUAUCCGAUCAAUAAUAUUAAUAAUAAUAACAAUAAUUUUUGUUAUUGUUGUUGUAACAAUAUUAGUAGUAAUAACAUUAACAUUGGCAACAAUAGUAAUGGCACUAAUAAUCACAAUAAUAGUAAUAGUAAUAAUUAUGUUCAUUCGAGUACAAUAGAUCCAUGUGUACUGAUGAAUAACACUCAUCCAACUAAUUCAAUGCCCAUUGGACGCAAUCCGUGUACAACACACUUUUGCAACGCAUCACACUACAUCAACAACACAACAACAACAAUAAUAAUAAUGCUAAUCACAACAGCAGUGCACUUAUCUUCUUCUUCUUGUAUUUGUAUGAUCAAGUUAUCAAUCAAAUCUCUUAUCCUCUAUCUCCUGGAAGAACACAUCACAUCACAGAAACAUCAAACACACACCCGCAUGUGA
Molecule: messenger RNA, 6288 nt
Organism: Trichobilharzia szidati
Lineage: Eukaryota; Metazoa; Platyhelminthes; Trematoda; Strigeidida; Schistosomatidae
Source: the annotation of a GenBank genome assembly